Messenger RNA from Capsicum annuum, 1434 nucleotides. Its product is annotated as zinc finger MYM-type protein 1-like. The transcript is spliced from 3 exons. The record is from RefSeq and is a predicted model, not a curated record. NCBI's taxonomy places the organism in Eukaryota, Viridiplantae, Streptophyta, Magnoliopsida, Solanales, Solanaceae. The coding region runs from base 1 to 1434 and encodes 477 amino acids.
AUGAGGGAAGAACAAUCUAUUGAGGCUGCAUUUUACAAGUGGGACAAGAAAAGUAAGAAUGAAUAUCGAGUUCGGUUAAAUGCUUCAAUCGAUGUGGUCCAAUUUCUUCUAAAUCAAGGUCUAGCACUCCGCGGUCAUGAUGAAAGUGAAUCAUCCUUGAACAAAGGUAAUUUUCUUGAAGCACUUUCUUGGCUUUCGGAUAGAUGUGAUGACAUUAAACCUUAUGUGUUAGAAAAAGCUCCAAAAAAUAAUAAAAUAAUUUCUCAUGAUAUUCAGAAAGAUAUUGUGAUUGCAUGUAAGAUUGAAACAAUCAAAGCUAUAAUAAAGGAUUUAGAUGGUGACUACUUUGCUUUGUUGGUUGAUGAAUCAAGAGACGUAUCACGCAAAGAGCAAAUGACUAUUUAUUUACGAUAUGUUGAUAAAAAGGGGUUUGCGAUGGAAACAUUCAUUGGACUUGUUCAUGUUAAAGAUACUAGUGUUUUAUCUCUAAAGAAAACAAUUGUGGAUGUACUUGCUCACCAUUAUUUAACUUUAGCUUAUGUACGGGGGCAAUGUUAUGAUGCAGCAAAUAAUAUGCAAGGAGAACUUGUAUUAUCAAUUUCAAAUACUUUGAUUGUGUUGGGGGCUUCCUUUAAACGUGUGGAUGAAUUUCGAGAAUCUCAAAAAGAAAAACUCCAAAAGGCAUUAGAUAUGGAUGAGCUAGAAAGGGGUAGAGGUUUGAAUCAAGAACAUGGUCUUAUUAAAGUUAGUGACACUCGUUGGGGAUCUCACCACAAGUCAUUUGAAAACUUUAUUAGUAACUUUGCCUUCAUUGUUGAUGUACUUGAUUCUCUUGUUAAAAAUGCAAGUACUUCGGAAGAAAAAGCUAUCGAAUCGGGAUUUCUCAGAAGUUGUCAAACUUUUGAGAUUGUUUUCUUGUUGCAUUUGAUGAUUGAUAUUUUAGAAAUCACAACUGAUCUUAAUGUGUCAUUACAGAUACUGGAACGGGAUAUUGCUAAUGCUUUGAUUCUUCUACAAGAAGUUAAUGACCGUUUUAAUGAGGUGACAAGUUAUUUGCUUAAUGAUAUGGCUUGCUUGAAUCCAAUUGAUACAUUUUCUAGUUUUGACAUCAAAAAGAUAUUGGUGAUGGCUAAAUUAUAUCCUGAUGACUUUGAGUUCAACAUGAGGGUUCUUGAGAAUCAACUUGUUAAUUAUAUUAUUGAUGUUCGUGAAAUUGAUAAAAGAUUCUCCAAUUUAGGCGGAGUUGGGGAACAUGCAAGAAAGUUGGUUGAGACAAAGAAGCAUUUAAGCUAUCCUCUUGUAUUUCUUUUAGUGACGUUUGCUUUGCCUCUACUCGUUGUUACUGCAUCAGUUGAAAGAGCUUUUUCGGCAAUGAAGUAUAUCAAGAAUGAUUUGCGGAAUCAAAUUGAUGAUGAAUUCUUAGAUGUUGCAUAG